AUGAGGACAAGCCUGUCCUAUGACCACCCCCCAGUCCAUGCCCUCUCCUGCCCAUGGAUACCAGGUUUACCAGGAUCGCCAGGACCUCCAGGACCAAGUGUAAACUGCCCAUGCAACAGAACGUCCGCCUUCACUGCGAAGCUCAGUGAAAAGCUGCCUUCACUUUUGAAGCCUGUUACCUUCACAGAGGUCCUGUACAAUGCCCAGAGAGACUUACAGGAGGACACUGGGGUCUUCACAUGCAGGGUGCCAGGAAAUUCCUAUUUCCUCUUUGAUGUGGAGCUCCAGCACUGCAAGGUGAGCGUUCGGCUGAUGAGGAACAUAAGUUCUGUCUUAGAAAAGCGUCAGGUCUCCACCAAAGAGUCCGGGAAUCUCUCUGGCAUGUUGACCCUGCCGCUGAGCGUAGGCAAGAAGGUGUGGCUAGAAGUAGAAGUGGAAACAGAGGAGCCGGAGCAAGCCACAGUUACAAUCUAUUUCUCUGGUUUCCUGACAUAG
Molecule: messenger RNA, 495 nt
Organism: Mesoplodon densirostris (Blainville's beaked whale)
Lineage: Eukaryota; Metazoa; Chordata; Mammalia; Artiodactyla; Ziphiidae
Product: protein HP-20 homolog
Exons: 2
Coding region: 1-495 (164 amino acids)
Molecular function (GO): protein binding
Source: RefSeq, a predicted model, not a curated record